GGCGGCCUCAAGCUCCACCAAGGGCCAAUGGCGGCCCACCUCCCACCUUUUCCUUCACUCAAGGGAAAGAGGGAGGAAUAGAAUAUUGAGGCACCGUCCUGGGAAGAUCUCCAUUCCUCUCUCUUCUCCUUCCUUCUCUGUGAGAGAGAAAGAGGGGAAGAGGAGAAGGUCUCAUCUUUGCUUCCGAAUCCUCUUCUUCUCCGCGACGUGUCGUCCUCUUCCUCCUGUUCUUCUUGAUUUCUGUAAUUAAUCGGAGGGAGGGAAAAAAGAAACUUUGGAAGUGUUCACAGUUUCGAUCUUUUGACAGAGGAAGAGGAGGAAAGGUCUCAUCUUUGCAUCUGAAUCUCAUCGUCUUCCUCCUGUUCUUCUUGAUUUCUGUAACUAAUGGAAGAAGAAGUCUUUGGAGGUAUUUAAAGUUUCGAUCUUGUCGCUAUUUGGAGAUUAAUUUUGGGCCGACUCGAGAUGCAAUGGCGAGGGCUGUGUUUUGAGUCCAUUGCUUUGUUCGGCCAAUUCAUGGUUUUGUUUUCUUUUUUCAAGUAGUCGAUUCCUGUAGCAGAUCGUUGACUUGUUGGUGCUUUGAUCGGUGAAUUUGGGCUGUAAUCUGGUCCAAAGUUGUAUUUUUAAGCUGGGGUUGACCAAUUAAUGGCGGCGCCAUGGAUGGAGGUCCUCCCGUCCGCGAUGGCGGCGGCGCCAUACUACCCCAACUCGAGCCUGUUCCUCGGUCGGAAGGCGUGCGGCGGGUUAGGCGCCGGGAGGUGGACGCAGGAGCAGAACAAGAGCUUCGAGGAUGCUCUAGCCAAGUUCGACGGCGACGCCCCCGACCGGUGGGAGAAGGUGGCGGCCUGCAUCCCCGGGAAGACCGUGGCCGACGUGGUGAGCCACUACGUCCACCUCCUCGACGACGUGAAGGAGAUCGAAGCCGGGAGGAUCCCCUGCCCCGGCUACAGCUCCGCCGCCUUUGCAUUGGACUGGGACGGCGGCUACGCCCUCGGGGCCACCAGCCAGCCGCGCUGCUACCUCGCCGGAAAACGGUUCGGCAGCCGGCCGGCCGACCAUGAGAGGAAGAAGGGAGUUCCUUGGACCGAGGAGGAACAUAGACUCUUCUUGCGCGGUCUCGAGAAGUACGGCAAGGGCGAUUGGAGAAACAUAUCGAGGCAUUUUGUAACCACAAGAACUCCCACCCAAGUGGCUAGCCAUGCGCAGAAGUACUUCAUCAGGUUGAACUCCGGUGGCAAAGACAAGAGGAGGUCGAGCAUUCACGACAUCACCACUGCUAAUUUGUUGGAUGACCAAACCCUCUCGUCCCCUCAGCUAUCGAACAUCAUGGCGCAGUCGAAUUCAACUGACCCAUCUGCAUUGCCAAGCACGAUCCCUAAAGAUGUUGUGAAUCCUUCCGUGCAUUCGAGUAGGUUUGUGCAAGAUCAUUUCCGCGCAUUGUCUUAUGGAUUCAACUUUUCAUCUCCAUGGAUGAGAUGUUGAUCGUGCCUUGAAGUAGAAGAAUUUUGCAUUUCACGGAAAGAAUGCAAAGGGUCUUGAAAAGAGGACAGAUAUAUAAUCAUGUUCACAUAACCCUAUUUGUCCUCCUUGUGCAUUAUGCUAUUUAACAUCAAUGUAAAACCCUAGAAUAUAUCUAGUGAAACAUAUAUCCUUAUGCCAUGUAGAUUGGGAGUAUUUUAGAAGGCAAAACUAUGUUGAUUAGAGCUGGUAA
Messenger RNA from Zingiber officinale, 1708 nucleotides. Its product is annotated as transcription factor DIVARICATA-like. NCBI's taxonomy places the organism in Eukaryota, Viridiplantae, Streptophyta, Magnoliopsida, Zingiberales, Zingiberaceae. The record is from RefSeq and is a predicted model, not a curated record. The transcript has 2 exons. Gene Ontology annotation, molecular function: DNA binding. The coding region runs from base 643 to 1479 and encodes 278 amino acids.